AUGUUGAAGCUAAACAGCGAGGCGCAAUUCACGAGGCUGGCCACACUGCUGCUCGUCGUUGGGGCAGCACUGGCCGUCGAAGUGCAGAAAUUUGGAUAUCUGUUUAACCCGCCGCAAGCAGAGCAUCAUGCAAGACCCGAAGAUAAACAGGAUCUAAACAAAAUACCGGGAGUGGCAGGCGUUGACUAUCCGAUUUACCACGAAGUUCCGCACACGCAAUUCAGUUGCCACAAUGUGCCCGCUGUUCCGGGCAUGUAUGCGAAUGUGGAGACAGGUUGCCAGGCCUAUCAUGUGUGCCACGAUGGCCGCGAGGGGCAUCAGGGAGCUUCAUUUCUUUGCACAAACGGCACCAUAUUCAAUCAAAAGGAAUUCGCCUGCGACUGGUGGUACAAUGUGAAGUGUGAGGAGGCUAUUAGCCUCUAUCACUUAAAUGCCGAUCCUGAGCAUAAUCCCUACGUGCCCAAGAAAAAGCCUGAACUGGAAAACGAAGCACAUGCGCCACAUGGCGGUGCUGGCUUUUUGAUACAUGCCUAA
Drosophila novamexicana is the source of this 534-nucleotide messenger RNA. RefSeq lists its product as uncharacterized. Gene Ontology annotation, molecular function: chitin binding. Gene Ontology annotation, cellular component: extracellular region. The record is from RefSeq and is a predicted model, not a curated record. NCBI's taxonomy places the organism in Eukaryota, Metazoa, Arthropoda, Insecta, Diptera, Drosophilidae. The coding region runs from base 1 to 534 and encodes 177 amino acids. The transcript has 3 exons.